Molecule: messenger RNA, 746 nt
Organism: Zophobas morio
Lineage: Eukaryota; Metazoa; Arthropoda; Insecta; Coleoptera; Tenebrionidae
Product: GILT-like protein 1
Exons: 4
Coding region: 57-665 (202 amino acids)
Molecular function (GO): oxidoreductase activity, acting on a sulfur group of donors, disulfide as acceptor
Source: RefSeq, a predicted model, not a curated record
CUCCUUCAAAUGGGUAUAAAUUGCUUCGACACCCGUCACUUUGCUAUUAAACAACAAUGUUGCUAAUUACAUUUAUUGUUUUUACAGCUAUUGCUGCUUUGGCUCAAGGAGAUACUUUGAGUGUAUCAGUGUAUUACGAGUCUCUUUGCCCCGAUAGUAAACAAUUCAUUACCACUCAACUCUAUCCAGCUUAUGAACAAAUUUCCAACUAUUUGAACGUACAAUUUUUUCCUUAUGGAAAUGCUGACAUUACCACCUCAGAAGACGGAACUUUAAAUUUCACCUGUCAACACGGUCCCAAUGAAUGUUACGGCAAUGAAAUUCAAGCUUGUGCCAUCUCAAUAGAUCCUCAAAAUUCUAUUCAAUUUGUUGAUUGCGCUAUGGCCAGUGAUGACGCAAGUAACGAUGAAAAUUUGCAACAAUGCGCCGAAUCUAGUGCAAUCUCUUGGGACUCUAUUAAGGAAUGCAUCAGCAGUGGUUUAGGAGAUCAGCUUUUUGUACACUACGGGGAACUUACAGAUUCGGCACACAUAAAUUUUGUGCCAACAAUAUUUUUCAAUGGUGUUUUCAAUGAAACCCUUCAAAAUUUAGGACAGUUCGAUUUCCUACCAACCGCUUGUUUGUUAUUGAAUGAAGAACCCAGCGCUUGCUCUUCAACAGAAUAAAUAAUUUGUAGUUUAUAGUUCAUUUUUGUUCAACGAGAAUGUAUUUUAUUUGCUUCAAAUAAAAUGGAGACUAUAUAUUUA